Molecule: messenger RNA, 1851 nt
Organism: Marmota monax (woodchuck)
Lineage: Eukaryota; Metazoa; Chordata; Mammalia; Rodentia; Sciuridae
Gene: Slc25a14
Product: solute carrier family 25 member 14
Exons: 11
Coding region: 251-1207 (318 amino acids)
Biological process (GO): mitochondrial transport; transmembrane transport
Cellular component (GO): mitochondrial membrane
Source: RefSeq, a predicted model, not a curated record
UGCUUCCGGGUUGGCGAUGCAGUGGCGUUUCUGACUGUGGGAGCCUCGGCUUCCCAGUCGUCUGAUGAGCCGGAGCAGCCGAGUCCCUUCCCUGUCUUUCACUCUUCUGGCAUCGGUGGUUUUACUUCUUCGAUUGAACCCUGCUUCCUCGACCCCCCUGGGAGGCCGCCUCCUUCAGGCGCCUCCCUUCUCUCCACGAACUCGCUCUGACAGCUGAGGAACUGGCAAGAUCCUGCUACCCAGAGGGUGAAUGGGUAUCUUUCCUGGAAUAAUCCUAAUUUUUCUAAGGGUGAAGUUUGCAACGGCGGCCGUGAUUGUAAGCGGACACCAGAAAAGUGCCACUGUAAGCCAUGAGAUGUCUGGUCUGAAUUGGAAACCCUUUGUAUAUGGCGGCCUUGCCUCUAUUGUUGCUGAGUUUGGAACUUUCCCUGUGGACCUUACCAAAACACGACUUCAAGUCCAAGGCCAAAGCAUCGAUGUCCGUUUCAAAGAGAUAAAAUAUAGAGGGAUGUUUCAUGCCCUGUUCCGAAUCUAUAAAGAAGAAGGUGUAUUGGCUCUGUAUUCAGGGAUUGCUCCUGCAUUACUAAGACAGGCAUCAUAUGGCACCAUUAAAAUCGGGAUUUACCAAAGCUUGAAGCGAUUAUUUGUAGAACGUUUAGAAGAUGAAACUCUUCUAAUUAAUAUGAUCUGUGGGGUGGUGUCAGGAGUGAUAUCUUCCACUAUAGCCAAUCCCACCGAUGUUCUAAAGAUUCGAAUGCAGGCUCAAGGAAGCUUAUUCCAAGGAAGCAUGAUUGGCAGCUUCAUUGAUAUAUACCAACAAGAAGGCACCAGGGGUUUGUGGAGGGGUGUGGUCCCAACUGCUCAGCGUGCUGCCAUUGUUGUGGGAGUAGAGCUACCAGUCUAUGAUAUUACCAAGAAGCACCUGAUAUUGUCAGGAAUGAUGGGAGAUACAAUUUUAACUCACUUUGUUUCCAGCUUUACAUGUGGCCUGGCUGGGGCUCUGGCGUCCAAUCCAGUUGAUGUGGUGCGAACUCGCAUGAUGAACCAGAGGGCAAUCGUGGGACAUGUGGACCUCUAUAAGGGAACUUUGGAUGGUAUUUUAAAGAUGUGGAAACAUGAAGGCUUUUUUGCCCUCUAUAAAGGAUUUUGGCCAAACUGGCUUCGACUUGGACCAUGGAACAUCAUUCCAAUCUGGAAGGGACUAUGAAGUUUUUAGAAGCCCUGAUGGGAGAUGCCCACAGGAAAGUUCAUGCUGAGGUGGUCUGGGUUUCCUACUCCUAACUAUAGGACUAAAAUAGCUGGGAAAUAAUAACAGGACAGAAUACAUUCAUAGAGUGAAGAAAUCCACAAGAAAUUUUCUUGUGGGUGAAUUGCCCUCCUUUAGCUGUGCAGAGCCAUGUAUUGGGCACUGUGUGUGGUGCUUUGUGAAUAGUCAUGAGCACCACAGGGUUGAAAAGUAAUUCCCUCCCUAUGGGGUCUGUAGGCUGACAGAGAUAUUAUGUCUUUCCUGAACUCUUUGAAAUUCCUCUAAUCACCUAAUGUGUAUAACAAUUAUUCUAGCAUGAAAUUAUACAUUGUCCUUGAUGUUCUUGGAUAUUGUGUAUGUUCUCUUUGUCCCUAAGUAUAUUAGGAUUUUAAUCUGUUUAAUUCCUAAAUGCCAGCAAUCAUAGUGGGCACAUGGUAGGUACUCAGUACAUCUUUGAUUUGACAGGUAUUGUUUUAAAAAAAAGACCUUUAAGCCAAUGCAUCUUAGAAUAGCACAGACUAAGUACCUUAAUUUAAGAGAAUGCAAUGCACAAUUUUAAAACUGGAUUUGGCUUUCAUUAUCAACUGAGAGAUCUUCCAUGACUU